AUGACCGGCGCCACACCCCCGCUCGUUGAUGAAUCUCUGUUACCGUCCACUUCACGCUCGACUACCUCGAGUUUCAGCACAGCCUCUUAUUCCGAUGACAAGGAGGGUAUCCCCAUCCUGCUCUGGGCCAACCUAAAUGAAGACGCGUACCGUCACGCAAUGUCCGGCUGGGUGUGCGUCGGUCCGGCUGGGCGGCCAGUAUCCGAGGAGGAUUGGUUGCUGUUUGGGAUGCUCUCGGAUGAGACGUCCGGUGAAGUCGAUGACUGGUUUCGCGGCGCAUGCAGCCAACGCUUCUUCGAUUCAAAGGUCAUCGUGCCGGAGACAGAAGGUGACAAGCCUCUGUAUGUGGUGUAUCGCGGAGCGGGCACCGGGCCCGGCAUUUACAGGGAUUGGGCCGACAUCGUCGAAGUCGUGUUAGGAUACCACGGGGCGCUGUACCAGCGAUGCCUCGGCUGGACUGACGCGGCGUUGCGCAUGAUGCAGGCGCUCUACAUCGGUGGGCUCGUCAGCCGUCUGCCUUGUUCGGCUCGCCGCGCACCGGACAUGGGUUCCUGGCUGUCGGCGCUGAAGACGAAGACCCCCGACCGCCCGCUGUACUUCUCUGACGGUAUCUGGCCGUCUCCAGUGAUCGUCUGUCCGUUGCCGGACGCUCAUAGCGUUUGGCGAAGCGUUGAGCUCGGCAAGAAGUCGGCGCAUCGAAUUGAAGAGGUUCCAGUCCAUCCGCUUGCUCCUCAGCCGCGUCGGCUGACCGAACUAGCAGAGGAACGUCGAGAACAGGUUGCAGCGCCCCGCGGAGACCGACGCGGCGCUCAUGCCGCCCAAUCACCCUCCCUUUCGGCCGUCGGUGGUGGUCAGGGGCAAAUCCAGCCCGGCCGGGGCGACGGGAGCAGCGCGGUGGGUGCCGGUGCCGUCGAUGUGGGCGGCGGCCAACCGGUAGCAUGUCGGGCUGCUGCAGAAGGCUAUUCAGUCGUCAUGAAAGGCCGCACGCCCUGGAUCUAUUCGACGUUCGUCGGCUUGCAGGCCAUGACGGAUCGCUGCGUCUGUCUUUUCCAGUGGUGCGCGACGUUCGCGGAGGCCCUGGAAGUCAUGAAGCGGGCUCUGCGUGAUGGACAGAUCGUCUCGUCGUGGGAGGCGUAG
Trametes versicolor FP-101664 SS1 is the source of this 1137-nucleotide messenger RNA. RefSeq lists its product as uncharacterized. The record is from RefSeq and is a predicted model, not a curated record. Lineage: Eukaryota; Fungi; Basidiomycota; Agaricomycetes; Polyporales; Polyporaceae. The coding region runs from base 1 to 1137 and encodes 378 amino acids. The transcript is spliced from 5 exons.